AUGCCUGCCUCUUGGGUCCCCGCACCUUUUUUCCCUUUGCUAGAUUUAAGUUGGAGUGAAUUACUGGUUUUUUUGUCUUCGUUUUCCUCUCUUCCAUUUCGUUUCUUCUUCGUUCCUUCAUACAGAGCCGCCCUCUUCCAAACCUCUCUCUCUCAGUCUCAGCCAUCACGUCACGCCGCUCUGCAGCCGCUCUUCUCCCAGUCUUCGCCGUCGUUCUGUCAGCCAUCCUCCUCCUAUCUCUUUCUCAGCCGUCGCGCCGCCGUCACUCUCACUCACGCAGCAGCAGCAGUUCGUGCAGACCAGCAUCAAUUUUCUCACGGCUUCCAGCAGCAGCAAUUUCCAGCAUCAAUUCUGUCUCUCUCAGAUAUUAUGAGUUCAUCCACACCUAGCACCACAACUCUAGCUACUUUUCAAUGUUAGGAGGAAUUUAAUGAAGUUGGAUUGAAUUUGGGUUGUAUUUGGGUUGUAAUUUAUUUUGGAACUUGUUUUGUUGAAGUUU
This is a messenger RNA of Prunus mume (Japanese apricot), 499 nucleotides long. The record is from RefSeq and is a predicted model, not a curated record. Lineage: Eukaryota; Viridiplantae; Streptophyta; Magnoliopsida; Rosales; Rosaceae.